AAAUAACUCGAUUAAACAGAAUCUACUUGAACUAAGUGAAAAGCUAAAAGAUGAAGAAACAGUAGAAUUUUAUACAGAUGAGGCAAUAGUAGCUAAUAGUAAAGGUGAAAAUAGGCUGAAUUGUAAAAGUAGAAAAUAG
Molecule: messenger RNA, 139 nt
Organism: Scutellospora calospora
Lineage: Eukaryota; Fungi; Glomeromycota; Glomeromycetes; Diversisporales; Gigasporaceae
Source: the annotation of a GenBank genome assembly